Molecule: messenger RNA, 1266 nt
Organism: Rhodamnia argentea
Lineage: Eukaryota; Viridiplantae; Streptophyta; Magnoliopsida; Myrtales; Myrtaceae
Product: probable pectinesterase 53
Exons: 5
Coding region: 49-1191 (380 amino acids)
Biological process (GO): cell wall modification
Molecular function (GO): pectinesterase activity
Source: RefSeq, a predicted model, not a curated record
GAAUCCAACCUUUUUCAUACCAACACAGGCUUAACUCUGCUUAUACAAAUGUCUAGCAUUCUCUCACACACCCAGUUCUUCCUCUUUCUUCUCUCCCUAUGCAUCUGCAACAUCUCUUUGGCUUCUUCAGCCUUGAGCGAUGAUGGCGGCUUCAGCAGAUGGGUGUCGUGGAAUGUCGAAAAUUACCAUCGUGAAACUUGGUUGAAUGCAGUGUCGACGGCUCGAGCUCCCGGUAUUCCCGGGAAGAAACUAGUUGAUUGGAAGCUGUGGAAAGCAGAUAUGAACAAGGUACGGAAGACAGUGAGCCAAGACGGAACCGGCGAUUACAGGACGAUUUCGGAAGCUCUUAACAGUAUUCCUGUGUUCAACACCAGGAGAGUCAUUUUGGUGAUCAAGCCUGGGGUUUAUAGAGAGAAGAUUAAUGUACCAAGAAAUGUGCCAUUUGUGACAUUUUUGGGAGACUCAACUAGUCCACCAACAAUCACUGGGAAUGACACGGCAUCCGUGACUGGAAGAGGUGGAACACCAUUGAAGACGUUUCAGAGCGCGACCGUCGCAGUCGACGCGAAUUAUUUUAUUGCCGUCAACAUCAAAUUCGAGAACACAGCUCCACAUGAGGUUGGAUCGAUAGGAGAACAAGCAGUGGCAUUGCGGAUAUCGGGCACGAAGGCGGCGUUCUACAACUGCAGCUUCAUUGGGAACCAAGACACUCUCUACGAUCACAAGGGCCUUCACUAUUUCAAUAACUGCUUCAUCCAAGGCUCUGUGGACUUUAUCUUCGGCUAUGGCAGGUCUCUUUAUGAGAACUGCUAUUUGAACUCCGUCGCCAAGAAAGUGGCCUCUCUCACAGCGCAAAAACGCACGAAUGCCUCGUUGGCAAGCGGGUUUUCCUUCAAGAACAGCACCAUCACAGGGAGUGGCCUCAUCUACCUCGGCAGGGCAUGGGGAGACUAUUCCAGGGUCAUUUUCUCUUACACUUUCAUGGACAGGGUGGUUGUUCCCCAGGGAUGGAGCGACUGGGGCGACCCGAAACGUGAUGCACGAAUCUAUUACGGAGAAUACAAGUGCAGUGGACCUGGAGCCAACACGACAGGAAGAGUUUCAUGGGCAAGAAUGCUGACAGAUGAGGAGGCUAAGCCGUUCCUAGGGACUUACUACAUCGAGGGCGAUACUUGGCUCCUAAGCCCUUGAAUUUCUAGGAACAUAUGUAAUCUCGCAAGAGAAGGCGAAGAAACUGCUAAGAGUUCGCAGAUUAUUGUUCCUUCA